AUGUAUUUGGACUUGGUCUUGGACGUUGGAAUAUCUUCCAGAAGCAAGGGGAACAACACUUCGCAAAUGGCAGCAGCCAGCAACAUUCAUCUUCCCAGGGAGCACAUUUCAUGUAGCCAAUGGAUGACCCUGGGGAUGCUGGUGCUGAUGGCGGCAGCGAUGGCCCAAAGUGAUGAUCAGAUGCCCCAGGAAAGCAAACAGCAGAAGCAGCUUCACACCCAGAAGGUGACGGACGACGCCAAAGGAAGCAACGGGAACUCUGGAGGUGGAGGAGGAACAGGCCGGAUACUUCCUCUGAAUGGACCCGACAAAAACAAACGAGGUGCGCCGGAUAUUCAGACAAUCGUCGGAACUCCGUACAUAAAUCAACCGGUGGUGGCAGCCGCAGCCAGUCCAGUGGCCACAAGUGCCGUCCUAUCGUCGGUGGCCAUCCCGGCAGCUGGAGCAGGAACUUUGGUCGGUCCGGUAACCGCCUACACUUCCUACGGACAUCCACAUGUGGCCGGAUCGUCCGGAGCGCUGGUCCAGAAUGUAGCUGCCUCGUCGCCGCAGGCUCUGUACCAUAAGCUGAACUAUGCGAUCCCCGGCUCCACGGCACUGAAGGUGGCCACCUAUGCUGCGGCACCAGCUCAUUAUGAGUAUGCUGCUGCUCCGACGGCCACAGUUACUAAGGUAUGCCUAUGUUGUCCUACCAACUAA
Molecule: messenger RNA, 699 nt
Organism: Uranotaenia lowii
Lineage: Eukaryota; Metazoa; Arthropoda; Insecta; Diptera; Culicidae
Exons: 4
Coding region: 1-699 (232 amino acids)
Source: RefSeq, a predicted model, not a curated record